Oncorhynchus kisutch (coho salmon) is the source of this 10406-nucleotide messenger RNA. Its product is annotated as solute carrier family 12 member 5. The record is from RefSeq and is a predicted model, not a curated record. Bases 522 to 3893 code for a protein of 1123 amino acids. Gene Ontology annotation, biological process: cell volume homeostasis; potassium ion import across plasma membrane; chloride ion homeostasis. Gene Ontology annotation, cellular component: plasma membrane. Lineage: Eukaryota; Metazoa; Chordata; Actinopteri; Salmoniformes; Salmonidae. The transcript has 26 exons. Gene Ontology annotation, molecular function: ammonium channel activity; potassium:chloride symporter activity.
GGAUGAGUGUAUGAACAAGGGAGUGAGAUAGAGAAAGGGAGAGAGAGAGAUAAUGCCUUCUGAAUGCAUGAUGAAUUUAGUCAUCAGGCUUAGGCUGACUGGGGGCCGAUCGUAGCUGUGCAGUGCGCAGAGCAAGCGAGCGAACAAGCGUGCGUGUGAGUGAGUGUAUGCGAGACCUUGCUCACAGGCACUCCAUCAUCAGCUAUACCCUGCAGCCUCUCUCACUCUCUUAUCCUCCUCCUGAAGAGAGAGAGAGAAAGAGAGAAUCACGCAACACGCCAGAAAGAAGAAGUGGAGAAGAUUUUAAAAACUCUCUCCUCUCUGCACUGCUCUUUUGCUGAGCGUGAGAGGGAAGGGAAGAGGGAGAGAGAGGGAGGCAGUGAGCUACAGAAAUAAAACUGUGCUUCUUGUCGUCCGUGCUGCUUUCUCUGCUGUGGCUCCAGCCCACAGAGCUCUGAUUGCCAGUGCUAGAGCAGUAGCAGUGUCUCUCUCUCUGCAGACUGCAGCCUGAGGAAGAGAGGAUGCUUAAUAACAUGACAGACACCGAGGAGGGAGAGGGGGGACCCAACAGCCAGGGCGAUGGGAACCCCAAGGAGAGCAGUCCCUUCAUCAACAGCAGCAGUGCCAGCGACGUGGAGAAGAGCCAGCAGUACGAUGGCAAGAACAUGGCCCUGUUUGAGGAGGAGAUGGACAACAGUCCUAUGGUGUCGUCCAUACUUAGCAGUCUGGCCAACUAUUCCAACCUGCCUCAGGGCAGCAAAGAGCACGAGGAGGCCGAGAACGAGGAGGGGGCGGCACCAUCCAAAAAAAAACCUGCUGUCAAGGCACCAUCACUGGGCACUCUGAUGGGGGUGUACCUACCCUGCAUCCAGAAUAUCUUUGGUGUGAUCCUGUUCCUGCGGAUGACCUGGAUGGUGGGCAUCGGAGGGGUCUUUGGCUCCUUCAUCAUAGUCUUCAUGUGCUGCUCCACGACCAUGCUGACAGCGAUAUCCAUGAGUGCCAUCGCAACGAAUGGAGUGGUGCCAGCCGGAGGCUCCUACUACAUGAUCUCCCGUUCCCUGGGGCCUGAGUUUGGCGGAGCUGUCGGAAUCUGCUUCUAUUUGGGGACUACUUUUGCGGGUGCCAUGUACAUCCUUGGUGCCAUCGAACUUCUGCUGAUUUACAUCCUUCCCCAGGCGGCCAUUUUUAAGAUGGAGGGUCUGGAAGGGGCUGAUAUGGAGGCAGCGAUGCUGAACAACAUGCGCGUGUACGGCACCAUUGUGCUCAGUUUCAUGGCCACGGUGGUGUUUGUGGGGGUCAAAUAUGUCAACAAGCUGGCUCUGGUCUUCCUAGCGUGCGUUAUUCUGUCCAUCCUGGCUGUUUAUGCUGGGGUCAUCAAGACGGCCUUUGAACCCCCUGUUUUCCCCGUGUGCAUCCUGGGGAACCGCACUCUGAUCUCCAAGGGAUUUGACGUGUGUGCCAAGGUCAUUGAGAGGGACAACGGCACGGUCACCACCAAGCUGUGGAAGAUUUUCUGCGACUCGGAGUUCCUCAACGCUACCUGUGAUGAGUACUUUGCCAACAACAAUGUUUCUGAGAUCCAGGGCAUCCCAGGGGUUAGCAGUGGUAUACUGGCUGAGAACCUGUUUGGUUACUACCUGGAGAAGGGAGACUUCUUGGAGAAGCGGGGAAUCUCAGCCAUGCAGGACCCUGAUGCUCCCAUCACCAACUCCAACCGUUAUGUCCUGGCUGACAUCACCAGCUUCUUCACCCUGCUGGUGGGGAUCUAUUUCCCCUCUGUCACAGGCAUCAUGGCUGGCUCUAACCGCUCUGGAGACCUGCGUGAUGCCCAGAAGUCCAUCCCCAUAGGCACCAUAGCAGCCAUCACCACUACUUCUAUAGUGUACAUGUCUGCCGUGGUCCUGUUUGGGGCCUGCAUUGAAGGGGUGGUCCUGAGGGACAAGUUUGGUGAGGGGGUGGAUGGUAACCUUGUAAUUGGUACUCUGGCGUGGCCUUCACCAUGGGUGAUCGUGAUUGGCUCCUUCUUCUCCACCUGUGGGGCAGGGCUUCAGAGUUUGACUGGAGCGCCACGCCUCCUGCAGGCCAUCUCCCGCGAUAGCGUAAUCCCUUUCCUUAAAGUUUUUGGGCAUGGCAAGGCCAACGGAGAGCCUACCUGGGCCCUACUCCUCACAGCCAGUAUCUGUGAGAUCGGCAUCAUCAUCGCCUCUCUGGACGCUGUUGCCCCCAUCCUCUCCAUGUUCUUCUUGAUGUGCUACAUGUUUGUCAACCUGGCCUGUGCCCUGCAAACUCUGCUGAGAACCCCCAACUGGAGGCCUCGCUUCAAGUUCUACCACUGGGCUCUCUCCUUCCUGGGCAUGAGCUUGUGUCUGUCGCUCAUGUUUAUCUGUUCCUGGUACUACGCCAUUGUUGCCAUGGUGAUUGCUACCUGCAUCUACAAAUACAUUGAGUUCGCUGGGGCAGAGAAGGAGUGGGGAGAUGGUAUACGUGGCAUCUCACUCAGCGCUGCUCGCUUUGCCCUCAUGAGGCUGGAGGAGGGACCGCCUCACACCAAGAACUGGAGGCCUCAGAUUAUGGUUCUGGUGAGCAUGGAUUCAGAACAGAAUGUGGAGCAGCCCCGUCUGCUGUCCCUGACCAAUCAGCUGAAAGCAGGAAAAGGUCUUACCAUCGUGGGUACCUCAGUGGUGGGCACCUUCCUCAACAACCAUGCAGAGGCCCAGAAGGCAGAUCAGUCUCUGAGGAAGCUGAUGGAGACAGAGAAGGUGAAGGGUUUCUCCCAGGUGGUGAUCUCCUCCAACCUGAGGGAUGGGACCUCCCACCUGAUCCAGGUCGGGGGGCUGGGAGGCCUGAAGCACAACACUGUGCUGGUCAGCUGGCCACGCACCUGGAAACAGGCAGAGGACAACCUGCGGUUCAGGAACUUCAUCGAGGUGGUUAGGGAGACGACUGCAGCAAGCAUGGCUCUGCUGGUCCCUAAAAACAUCGCUGCCUACCCGUCGAACGGAGAACGCUUCACUGAAGGCCACAUUGACGUGUGGUGGAUCGUCCAUGAUGGAGGCAUGCUGAUGCUGCUGCCCUUCCUUCUCCGCCAGCACAAGGUUUGGAGGAAGUGUAAGAUGCGCAUCUUCACCGUGGCCCAAAUGGACGACAACAGCAUCCAGAUGAAGAAAGACCUGAUCACCUUCCUGUAUCACCUGCGUAUCGAUGCCGAGGUCGAGGUGGUGGAAAUGCAUGACAGUGACAUCUCAGCCUAUACAUAUGAGAAGACCCUGGUGAUGGAGCAGCGCUCCCAGAUCCUCAAACAGAUGCACCUCACCAAAAAUGAGAUGGAGAGAGAAAUCCAGAGCAUCACGGAUUCAUCCCGUGGUUCUAUCCGUCGUAAGAACCCGUCUAACCUGCAGUCUCAGCAGAGCAGUGAGGAGCCGGCAGGAGUCAGCGUGGAGGAGAAACCAGAGGAGGAGUCUGUGGCUGUCUCCCGCCCUAAACAGGUGCAGCUGAUCCACAAUAAGAAUCCCACGUCCCCCACCACGCCCGCAGGGAGCGCUGCCACCCCCGGGUCGGAGGUGCAGAUGACCUGGACAGACAAGGCUGAGACCCAGGCUGCAGCAGGCCACCCAGAGCAGGGCGGGGUCAAAGACAUCUUCAACAUGAAGCCGGAGUGGGAGAGCCUGAACCAGUCCAACGUGAGGCGCAUGCACACAGCGCUGAGGCUCAAUGAGGUCAUCAUGAAGAAGUCCAAGGAGGCCAAGCUAGUGCUGCUCAACAUGCCUGGACCACCCAAGAACCGCAUGGGAGAGGAAAACUAUAUGGAGUUCCUGGAAGUCCUCACCGAGGGUCUCAACCGGGUCCUCCUAGUACGUGGUGGUGGACGCGAGGUCAUCACCAUCUACUCCUGAGAGACCUCAAAUCAAAUCCACACCCCUUCACCUUGCAUCUUAAUAGAUUAUGGCCCCUGCUUCCACUCCCCCUGCAUCUUUACUUCAGUCACAUCCCUCACAUCCCACCAACACCCCUCCCUACACACACACAUACCCACAUACACAUAAACCCGUCCCAAAACAUAUAAGCUCACUUUGUACUACGUAGUUAGUACCCCCCCCCCCCCCCUCAAAGGCACCAGCUCAAUUCUCCUUUACUCUCAAUCACCUCUACCAGCAUAAUGUCUGCUCAUCUCAUCAUCUAGAAAGCUGUGGUAUCAAACCUGUUUAGGUUCUUCAAUGGAUAUCAGAUCACUAGAUGUCAAAUGGCACAUGAGUUUCUUCUUAUACAGAGGAGUGGACAUAUUCAAAAAACAAAUUAUUCCCCAAACUAGAGGUCAGAUGUUUUUGUUGUGUUUGUCCUUGUGUUUUAUUUGAUCUGUCUGUCAAUCUUGUUGCUUUUCUUCUUAUUUUUGUAGGGAUGUGGGUUACUUGCAAGAGAAGGAUGGAUAUAUUCUCAUUGCUGGUCUAUUUCAUGUUCAUGUUUUUAAAUGUAUGCAUUCAUUUAUUUAGAGAAUACAGUUAUGUUUUUUUGUUGUGCAUUUGGUUGUUUUAUGUUAUGUACGAUAUGAUGUGUUGAAAUCAUUGAGGGAAGAGGGUGGGUCGAGAAUUCAUCAGUCAUCAGCAACAUGUCUUCCUAUGGGUUGUCACCUUGAGGACACCUGAGCAGCAGUGAAGUAUAUUACAGUCGGAAGGAAGGAGAGAGGAAUAGCGUUCAUACCAGUCAUUUCACAGGCGGAAAUGAAAUGUACUUAAUGAAUUGAAUACAUUUAAUUUGUCAUUGAAUUGACUCAGUUAUGAUGGUGUUGAUCACAACCCUGGCUUUUUAUACUGUGAUACUGUGAAGAAAACAGUACAAUGAGAUAUUUGAAGUUGCUAAGAGACACAUCAUGACCUCAACCUUUGACCCCCCCCCCCCCCCCCAAAAAAGCUGAUUACUGUAAAUAGUGUCCUUUGUCCAAUCAUUUCAUAUAUAUAUUAAUACUAGCUAUACCUAGAGAGUGCUGACAAGACUUUUAGGUGGCAUAAACUAUUGUUAUACCAGUGAUAGGACUGUAAGAAGAAACCGUGAAAAAUGUAUUGAUAUAACGUAGAUAAUAAUUGCAAGAAACUACUGUGUUAUAAUCUAAAACAAAAUUAUAUUUGUUUAAUACUAUCAUACCAAAUGGCAAACGUUUCAAUAUUUUACCAUGUAGUAGUUUACAUUAGAACAUGUGAAUUGCUAAUUUAGAGACACUCAGAAAACUAUGUUUGUGAUAUAUUUUUAGUAAAUACAUCUGUUUUUCUUCAUCAUGAUUUGGUUUACACUAAUUCCAGUCUAGAAAUGUGAAUUCUAUAAUUCUUGCCAAAUACAAACAUACAAAUUGUGCCAUAUGAAAAUAAAUAACUUUUUGAUACAAACCUCUUUGUAGUACCAAGGCAAAACUGUGUAUUGAAUUGACUAUGUGUAAGGUGGAAUUUAGCAGUGAAAUUACAACUGGUUUGAAUGGAUAGUUUUGAACCCAGCAUUACUGCGAAUCUUCACAACUUUGUACUAGAAUGGGAAGAAACAUAAUUUAUUUUCAAUGUGGCACAGCUAUUUAUUUGCUAAAUAUAAUAUUACUGUCAAUUCCUAAGUUCUGCAUAUUUACAAGGUCAUGUCUAAAGCAUCAACCCUGAAUUAAUACAUGAAUCAUAUUAAUUAUUUUUGUAAACAAAUAUUAUAUGGAAAUAGAUACAUAUGUGUACAUACAGACCUCAUAUUUGCAAGUAUUUCACACAUUAGUUUCUGUGCAGUGGAGGGCACUGUUUACCAUGUGGUAGAAACAUAUUAUAUGAAGUCUUAUCUAUAUAAAUAACUCUAUUCUUUUUUGUAUUAUAUUGUUUUCAAAAGAAAAUGAUUGAAUUGUAUUUAUUGAAUAGUUUAUGUAAAAAGUGGAUAUUUUGUGUGUGAUGUGCACUGUAUUUAUGUGAAGGAUAUCGUUUAUCUAACAUAUUAUGACAUUAUAGAGGUUCUAACAUUUCAAAAGCUGCUAUACUGAUCCAUGUGUAAAUAUUGAACCAAAAACAUAUGGGGGAGUAGAAAGGGCAUACAGGGUUGGGGUGACUUGAAUAGCAAGGCAGCUAGUCAGUGGUUUUCAACACUGUCCUUGAGGUUCAACAGUCAGCUACGUUUUGCUCCAACAAAUCACAUAGUCAAUGGAGUUGUUAACUGACUAUUGAUGUUGACAUGACGCUGUUUUUGUGAGAAAAAAAGAUAUAUACAAAAGGAUUCACAGCUGACAUUAGUCAACCAACAUCUCUACUGAGCAUUAUUUAGUUGGAGCAAAUGCAGCCUACUUGAGGACCAACAUUGACGAAUAUUACUCAAUAUUAAGUUUAGAUUGAAGACCUGAAACAAUCAUUUGAACUAGAUAUCUAAGGGCAGUUCUGAGGGCAGAUCAAAAAUAUAUCGAGUUUAUUUGAGAUAUAAAAUAUUCAGGUGUUUCCCAAAUAGAUUUUAAAAUAUGCUGAAGUCAAUGAGGGGACUGACCUUUUUAGGUGUUUGACUGGUCCCUUGGAUCCCAGUAAGACACGCCAGUAAGUUUUGUUGACAGCUCUUAGCUGGGGAAGAGGUGAUUAGGUCUGGGGUCUUUUCUAGAAGUUAGUGGGAAAUAGUUAUCCUCACUCAGCACACUUACUAAGUGUCACACAAAUACUACCUGCAAUCAAAAUAAUAUAAUCUUGGAAAUAUUUAGCUAUACAGUAUAUAUAACUAUUUAAAUACAAUCUCAAAUACUAUAAUGUAUAUACAGUAACUCAAAAUAUUAAUAUGAUAUGACUUGUCUGAAAGACGACGGUUGAAAAUAAUGUGUUAUAUCCCUGUUUGCAUGGUGUUUGUAACAGUAGUUUCAUAUGGUCUUACGUUUUAUUCUCGCUGAAAUCUUAUUUGAAUUGAGUAAUGCAUAAAGUGAUUUGUCCAAAGUGUAUCUUUUGAACUCAAAAUAGGUCAUUGUUUAGUCUCGGAAAACCCAGACACAGCUGGAACAUUGUUUACAUUGUGGGAGGCAACCCGCCUGGCUAGGGAGACUAGUAAUUGAUUCAAUAUGUUUUGCCUCAGUCAUCAAUUAACUACAGAAAACUUUAAAAGAUAUGGUGAUUUGGAAUAGGAAUUUUUGUGUCAACUGGGUAUCUAUGCAUUUCAAAUCUACUGUAAAACUAAAACAUAAGGCAUUUCUUGAACAUAUAUUUUGUCAGAAUACGUGCAAAGUUCAGCUGUGUCCAUCGCCAUAUCAACAGUUUGACAUGGGUGAAAAAUGUUAUCUGGGCUUGGGAGUACACUGCUGAGCCUAUUGUUGUUGCAUGAAGCUGAAGUUUCAAAUGCUGCAAUCUUCGGAAUCAAGUAGAUUCAUAGCUUUUUUGUGUGUGGAGUUAUUGGGUACAUGAGAUGACGAGUGUUGGAGCCAUCGAAGUAUAGAACUAGAAUAUCUAUGUUUUGAAAAUGGCUGUGUGUUGGCACAUGGAUGUCCGUUGUGCAGAUCAUCUGUAUGUUUGGCUACAGUAUGGUUCUUAGAUAUGUGGUUUCUAUAGACACAUAAAAUCCUCCCUUAUAACCAACCAACCUACUGAUUCACCAGCAGUGUGACUGUGGUAGUUAUUAAUAUUACAACAAAACCAGGGCUUCCACCUUUGGCAGAGGUCAGAGAGACCUUUACAGUAUGGUAUUAUAUUCACAUGUUUGAUGACUCCAUCUCUAGAAGGGGGAAGGAUGUCAGUGACAGAAUUGUUGCAGUAGAACUACCAUCCUUCAGGUGUUUCCCAAGUAUCAUGUCCCAAAUAUCAGGGCUGUCAGAGUUAACUUGAGUUAACUUUUUGUAAUUUUAGUGUACUAAUUAAUUGCAUUGUCUGGAAAUGUUCAUAAUACCUAAUAUAUAGCUAAAAACAACAAUGUGAUGUCAAAACAAGUUGACAUUGACGAUAAAGAAAAUGUGCUUUAACAAUGUACCUAAUUUUGCUUAACAUUAGUUUGGACAAAAUCAAGGUGUCAAUAUUAUUGUAAUGCUUUUUCUGUACAAAAGAAAUCUUAAAUUACUGCUCAAUUUGAGUUAAUUCUGAAUUUGCGAUUAAUCACAGCAAAUCCUGCAAUUUAAUUCGAUGAAAUGUUCUUAAUUGUUUGACAGCCCUAGAAAUAUUCACUGAGUGUACAAAACAUUAGAAACACCUUCGUAUUAUUGAGUUGCACCCCCUUUUGCCCUCAGAAAAGCCUACAUUCUUCGAGGCAUGGACUACAAGGUGUUGAAGCAUUCUACAGGGAUGCUGAACCAAGUUGAGUCCAAUGCUUCCCACAGUUGUGUCAAGUUGGUUGGAUGUCCUUGGGUGGUGAACCAUUCUUGAUACACAUGGAAAACUGUUGAGCGUGAAAAAGCCAGCGUUGCAGUUCUUGACACACUGAAACCUGUGCCCCUGGCACCUAGUAUACCCUGUUCAAAGUCACCUAAAUAUUUUGUCUUGCCCAUUCAUCCUCUGAAUGGCACACAUACUCAAUCCAUGUCUCAAGGCUUAAAAAUCUUUCUUUAACCUGUCUCCUCCCCUUCAUCUACACUGAUUGAAGUAUAUUUAACAAGUGACAUCAAUAAGAGAUCAAAUCUUUCACCUGGCCAGUCUGUCAUGGAAAGAGCAAUGUUUUGUACACUCAGUGUACAUUAGAAACCUUCUCUUGAGUAAAACAAGAUGUUAGAUAAUCUAAAUCUUUUAACAAACAGGGUGUGAUAAGGGCUCUCAAAUCCAUGUAUCCUUACCCUGUUACAUUGGACCUUUACUUGCGCAGACUACAUUGAAGUUAUGAAAGUGUUCAUCUGGAAUGCACUUCUGUUUACAACCCUGUAAAAGAACCUGAAUAAACCCCAAUUUGUUUAGACCAUUGAUUUAUUAAUUUAGAAUCCAACAUGUUAUAUUGCUGAGAGGCUAUUUGUGUCAGUCCAAAGCAGGGACAGGCUUUUCACUGUGAUAGUUCUAGCGCAAAUGUGCACAAUUGUGAAUAAUUGUGAUUGGUUUAAUGCAUGGACGUAAUGUAUACUGCAGUGUGUUUCUGCAAUUUAAUAUUCAGCAUUUUUAUAUUUAUUUUUAUUUAUUUAUUUUACAAUUUAGGUAAAGCAUUUGUGGCCACAAAAAGUACAUCACAGUGGUAAUAUAACUGCAAUGGUCUUACUGUGCACAUUUGCUCAAUAAUUCUUGAUACAUGUUGAUUUAGAUUGAAAAUGAAUCAUUAUGUCCUUAUUUAACUGAAACACUGAGUUUGCCCCCAAUACAAUUAUGUCAGCGGCUUCCAGUGUAAUCAAAAGUCACAGGGGAAAUACAACUCUAAUCAAUUAUAACCCCUGUGAAGGGCUAUUCAGUCCAAGGAAAUCUAGACACAUAAUUCUAUUCGUAGAACCUUCCUCUACAUCUGUGUCUCAAAUGACACCCUUUAUUUGCAAUGUUGGGCACUUUUGGACUUGAUCAAAAUCUGUGCACUAUAUGGUGAAUUUGAAGAAGAAAAAAAAUGCCAUUUUAUGUACAAGCUCCAACUGCUGCAUUGCACUUCCACCCAUAUUCUUCUAAAAUAACAAUUGUUUUUCAUACAGACCUAUUCUUGAUUAAGCAAGGAACUGUUUUGCUGAUUUAACUGAGGACAAUGCAAAGUGUGAGGGGGAUUUUGUAGCUUUUACUGAGAAUGGACUACUGUGUGUUCUCUGGUUUCCUAAGACUUUAGAACCUAGUAUAUGCAUGUAGAUGUGCCGUUUUCAUGACAGUAAAGUAAACCUCAACACAUUGUAUUAAUGUUGAAUAAGCCUCUUUUUUUAGAAGGUUGAAUUGUUGUGCAACCCUCAUGAUUCCUUCAUCUCAAGAAGUGUGAGCACUUAACGCAAGCAGGAGAAAAAAAACAAAAGCUAGUGUUUCUAAAUCUUCACGUAUGAUACUGUAUUUAUACUGGGUCCAUAAGAGCAUUGUAAUGCAUUUUUAAAUGUAGACCUUUAUGUAGAUCUAUGAAUAGCUAUCUUGAUUAGUAAUUGUUUUGUGUUCACAAUUUUAUGUUCCCUCUCCUAGGAACAAGAGUGAUGAUGUAGAAAAAAAUGUAGUGGCGUGUUCAGUUAUGUCAGUGUCUGCAGAGUGUGUGUGUAUGCAUGUGUUUGUUUGAGAGAGGACAUUGUAUUUAACGAAAAGAUGAAGAAUAAAGAUGGGACAUCUGUAAAUAAAACAGUAAUUAUCAAAGUAGCGCUUAGAUGUUUAAUUUGUGUGUCAAUGCAAGUUUAAUAUUUUACAGAUAUAGAACUAUGUAUUCUCUAUUGUGUUCAAUAAUGAUAUAUAAACAGUUGUUUUACUGUGUUGUUUUACCAUGUCAAAGGCGUAUACAUCAAUGGCUAAUGGUUUCCUCAAACCAUUUUAUAGAUUUGUCUGCACAAAAUGCAAUAAACUGAAGUCAUUUUAUUACAA